Messenger RNA from Neoarius graeffei (lesser salmon catfish), 2926 nucleotides. Its product is annotated as E3 ubiquitin-protein ligase TRIM39-like. The transcript is spliced from 11 exons. The record is from RefSeq and is a predicted model, not a curated record. Lineage: Eukaryota; Metazoa; Chordata; Actinopteri; Siluriformes; Ariidae. Gene Ontology annotation, molecular function: protein binding; zinc ion binding. Bases 121 to 2628 code for a protein of 835 amino acids.
AGAUCCUUUCAGUAGGACACAAUUUGAAGCUUCUGACUUUCUUUGAGGUUUUAAAACUACUGCAGGUAAACACUAAUAGACCUGGAACAAGAGGCAAACAGGAAGGAAAGAGAAAUUGUCAUGGCUUCCUCCAGCAGUCUACUGUGUGAAGAUCAGCUCCAGUGUUCCAUCUGUCUGGAGGCGUUCACUGAUCCAGUCACGACUCCAUGUGGACACAACUUCUGUAUGAUCUGUCUCACAGAGUUCUGGGACAGCAGUUCACAAUGUCAGUGUCCAGCAUGUAAAACGAAUUUUGCCGAAAGACCGGAGAUAUGUGUGAAUACGUCCAUCUCUGCCCUUGAUGCUCCAUUUAAGAAGGCAGUUCAGGUGAAAUCCAGCAGUGCUGCAGAAAACCCCACACAAUCUGUGGUGCUCUGUGACAUCUGCUGUGAGAAGAAACUUGUAGCCGUGAAGUCCUGCCUGAUCUGUAUGACGUCUUAUUGCAAGACUCACCUGGAACGUCACGAAAGAGUUUCUUCAUUAAAGAAACACAAACUGAUGGAUCCUGUGGAGAACCUGGAGUACUACAUCUGCCAGAAACAUGAGAGACCCCUGGAGCUGUUCUGUAGAGAUGAACAGACGUGUGUGUGUCAGUUCUGUACUGAGACAAACCACAACACUCACAACACUGUUUCUAUAAAGGAGGAGAGUGAAGACAAGAAGACUGAGUUGGGAAAGAUACAAACUGAAGUUCAGCAGAUGACCCAGGAGCGAGUGAAGAGGAUUGAGGAAAUCAAAGACACUGUUGAGCUCAAUAAAAAAAACACAGAAAAGGAGAAAGCAGACGUUAUGGAGACCUUCAGUGCUCUGAUGUGCUGCAUUGAGAAAAGCCAGACUGAGCUGCUUAAAAUGAUGAAGGAGAAGCAGAAAACGGCAUGGAUGCAGGCUGAAGAGUUCAUUAAAGAGCUGGAGCAGGAAAUCACUGAGCUAAAGAGGAGAAACACUGAGCUGGAGCAGCUCUCACGCACUGAGGACCACCUCUACUUCCUACAGAUUUACCCGUCACUGUGCAGCCCUCCACACACCCAGGACUGGACUGACAUUAUAAUUGACCCUCAUCUGAGUGAGGAGACUCUGAGGAGAGCUCUGUCUCAGCUUCAGGAAACUCUCAUGGAUGUGAAUCUGGAUCCUGAUAGAGUGAGUCCUUAUUGUCAUGACCCAGAGGCCACAGCGAAAUCCAGCAGCACUGCAAAAGAACCCACACAGUCUCUGGUGCCCUGUGAUGUCUGCAGUGAGAAGAAACGUGCGGCCGUGAAAACCUGCUUGAUCUGCAUGACGUCUUACUGCAAGAUUCACCUGGAACUUCAUGAGAGGGUUUCUUUAUUAAAGAAACACAAACUGGUGGAUCCUGUAGAGAACCUGGAGGAGUACAUCUGCCUGAAGCAUGAGAGACCCCUGGAGCUGUACUGUAGAGACGACCAGAUGUGUGUGUGUCAGUUCUGUCUUGAGGGAGAGCACAAAACUCAUGACACUGUUCAUAUAGAGAAGGAGAGUGGAGAGAAGAAGACUGAGUUGAGAAAGGCACAAGUGGAAGUUCAGCAGAUGAUCCAGGAGCGAGUGAAGAAGAUUGAGGAAAUCAAACAUGCUGUAGAACUCAAUAAAAAAAACACAGAGAAGGAGAAAGCAGACAUUGUGGAGAUCUUCAGUGUUCUGAUGCGCUGCAUUGAGAGAAGCGAGACUGAGCUGCUUAAGGUGAUGGAGGAGAAGCAGAAAGCAGCAGAGAGGCAGGCGGAAGUGUUAAUUAAAAAGUUAGAGCAGGAAAUUACUGAGCUAAAGAGGAGAAACACUGAGCUGGAGCAGCUCUCAUGCACUGAGGAUCACCUCCACUUCCUACAGAUUUACCCGUCAAUGUGCAGCCCUCCACACAUCCAGGACUGGACUGACGAUGUCACAAUUAACGCUCAUCUGAGUUUGGAGACUCUGAGGAGAGCUCUGUCUCAGCUUCAAGAAACUUUCAGUAAGGAAAUACAGAAAGCUGAAGAGAUAGAACUGAAGAGAAUUCAACAAUAUGCAGUGGAUGUGACUCUGGAUCCUGAUACAGCUCAUCCUAAACUCAUGCUGUCUGAUGAUGGGAAACAAGUGAAACAUGGAAACAAUAACCAGACUGUCCCUGAUGAUAACCCAGAGAGGUUUAAUCAUUGUAUCUGUGUGUUGGGAAAGGAGGGAUUCUCCUCAGGGAGAUUUUACUAUGAGGUGCAGGUCAGAGGGAAGACUGCAUGGGAUUUAGGAGUGGCCAAAGAGUCCAUUAACAGGAAAGGGGAGAUCACAGCCAGUCAUGAAAAUGGUUACUGGUGUGUGUGUCUGAGGACUGAGACUAAAUAUCAAGCUUGGGACUCUCCUCCUGUCUCCCUCUCCAUGAAACAAAUUCCUCAGAAGGUGGGGGUGUUUGUGGAUUAUGAGGAGGGUCUGAUCUCCUUCUAUGAUGUUGAUGCAAAAUCUCAUAUCUACUCAUUCACUGGUCAGAAUUUUACUGAGAAACUUUAUCCAUACUUCUGUCCCUGUCACAAUGAUGGAGGCAAAAAUUCAGCACCACUGGUCAUCUGUCAAAGAAACCAUAUUUGUGAACCUGGAAUGACCAUGACUGAAUAGAGGAGGUGGUCUGAGACACCACUUAUUAGCCACCUACAAUGCAGUUCUUGGCACGUUUCUCAGAAAACUGAAUACACAUCCACACCAAAACUCAGCUGAAUUCAAUGACUCACAUGAUUGCAAAGAGAACCAAUAACCCACAGAUCACCCUAACGACCCUCUAGGCUGCUCACGCCAUUCAGACCCGGCCUCCAGUGACCCAAACAACCUACAGGAUGACUGAGAGGGUCAAAGACCCAUGUGACCUCAACGACUCCUUACGGUUACUUCUGGGCCACUAGAGGAUAAAUACCUGGAA